GUAUGGGUUUGACCGUGAGCGCAGUAGACGAGCUUUGCAGGCUGGAGAAGAAAGUGGACGUGGUGAGGUUGGAGCGACGUUAGAACUCCUCCUCUCCCAGAUGUUCACUGAACGUUUUGGCUCUAGCGCACACGGCCCCCAGAGGCACGACCUCCCUUCACUGGAGGAAUGUGUAGCUUUGCGACAGGAAGAGGCCUUCGCUUUGACCGCGAUCUACGGAGAGCGGUUCUGUGAGCGCAUCAGUAAUCGCGUUUGGACUAUUCAGCUUGAUUUGUUGUGGUUGGGUAUUAGCCGGAUGAAAAUUUCAGAAUCUCAGAAUGGUAAAAAGCAGUCGGGGUCCGGUCAGAUUUGCAAGUUUUACCUAAAGGGGGCUGGUUGUAAGUUUGGCAACCGCUGCAAUUUCAAGCACCAAACUCAUGAAUCAAGCUCUUUCAGAGAGUUUUGUGAAGGAAGUCAACCAGGGUUUAGCAGCACAGAAGCUCCCGUUUACCAGCUGGAGAUUCGUUUCCAACCAGGUAGUUUUUAUCCUUUUCAACCUCCUCUCGUGGCCUUCAGUAGCACAGAUGAAUCGCUCUCAGGUCCGGGCCGCCUCAAUGUCACAGAGUACCUGUUCGGUCAAUCACUCAGUGCUGCGCAGGAAGGUGAGCCGGUGGUCUACACGCUCAUUUCCUGUCUGGAGGAGGACGGUCCUGUCAGAGAACUGCUGUCAGCUGCUCAUCACAAGUACAGUUCUCCGCCCCCAGUGCUGGCUCCACCCACUGUCACUCCGGCAAAGAAUCGGAGCAGCAGGAACAUCGUAGACAGCAUUACGAAUGGUUCAGCAACUAGAGAUCGUCCAAUCAAGAUCACCGAGACCACAAACCACAGACUGAAUCAAAAGGAAGAUGCUUCAUUCCUAAGAGCGGAUAUUGAGGAAGAACAAGAUGAGGAUGAUUAUGAAUAUGUAGAGGAAUGUAUCCCAGUGGAAAACGAAAGUUAUGUAAACUUGAGGAAGAGGAUGGUGAAGAAGGCCGAGAUUAAAACUGAGCAAAUACAGCAAGAGAACAAGAAGCUCUGCAGAGAGUUCAAGAGGAAACAGUCUUCGAGGCGGUAUACAUCGAUGCAGGAGCAGAGGCAGAAGCUUCCUGCAUGGCAGAAGAAAGACGUCAUACUGGAGUGUUUGGAUAAGAACCAGGUUCUCGUCAUCAGUGGGAUGACUGGGUGCGGGAAAACCACUCAGAUUCCUCAGUUUAUCCUGGAUGAUUUCCUCCAGACUGGGCGGCAGGAUAGAGUGGCCAACAUUAUGUGCACUCAGCCACGUCGAAUUUCUGCCAUCACCGUGGCGACCCGAGUGGCCCAGGAACGAGCAGAGGCCCUGGGUCACUCCACAGGCUACCAGAUCCGACUGGAAACUGUCAGGUCCUCUAGCACAAGGCUGAUGUUCUGCACCACCGGGGUCCUUUUGCGGAGGCUAGAAGGUGACUCAGAGCUCCGUGGCAUCACACAUGUGAUCGUGGAUGAGGUCCAUGAACGGACAGAAGAGAGUGACUUCCUGUUGCUGGUUCUGAAGGAUCUGAUUGUAAAACGGACUGAUCUGAAAAUAAUUAUGAUGAGUGCAACGCUGAAUGCUGAGCUCUUCUCACAGUACUUCAACAACUGCCCCAGCAUCCAUAUACCAGGACGCACAUUCCCAGUGGAGCAGUUCUUCCUUGAAGACGCCAUCGCUAAGACCAGGUAUGUAAUUGAAGAUGGUAGUCCAUACCGACGCUCCUCAAAGCAGAAUCGUCCCCCCGGUCAGGGUGGCGCCGCUGGGAAGGGCCGGGCUCCUGUUGAAGACUUUGAUGAUGAUGGUUGUGGCUGGUCCUUUACCUCCUUGAUGAAGAAGGAUUCGAUCAAAGACUCCAUCCCUGACCAGCAGCUCAGUCAACAGGAGCUCACUGUUCGAUAUUCCAAGUACUCAAAGUCUGUGGUGAAAACGUUGGCUGCUAUGGAUCUUGACAAAAUCAACAUGGACCUGGUGGAGAGUCUGUUGGAGUGGAUUGUUGAUGGAGACCACAGCUACCCACCAGGGGCUGUUUUGGUCUUCCUACCAGGACUGGCUGAAAUAAAGCUAUUAUAUGAACAGCUGCAGUCUAAUAGGAUGUUCAAUAAUAGACGAACAAACAGGUGUGUAGUGUAUCCUCUACACUCUUCCCUGUCCAAUGAGGAGCAGCAGGCGGUCUUUACCCGGCCACCUGAGGGUGUGACCAAAAUCAUCAUCUCCACCAACAUUGCUGAAACUUCUGUCACCAUUGAUGAUGUGGUGUAUGUCAUAGACUCUGGCCGGAUGAAGGAGAAGAGGUACGAUGCCAGUCGCAGUAUGGAGAGUCUAGAGGACGUGUGGGAGUCUCGUGCCAACGCCCUUCAGAGAAAAGGCCGUGCCGGUCGUGUGGCGUCAGGCGUCUGCUUCCAUCUGUUUACCAGCCACCGCUUCACACACCACCUGAGCCAACAGCAGCUGCCGGAGAUCCAGAGAGUUCCUUUGGAGCAGCUCUGUCUAAAGGUUAAGGUACUGGAUGUGUUUGCGGAGCGUCCUCUGGAGUCCGUCUUCUCCCAGCUGAUCGAGCCGCCCACAGAAGGCAGUCUGGAGGCCGCUAAACAGCGCCUGUGUGCCCUGGGCGCCCUGACGGAAGAGGAGUCUCUCACUCCACUGGGCUGGCAUUUGGCCUGUCUGCCUGUGGACGUCCGCAUUGGUAAACUCAUGCUGCUGGGAGCCAUCUUCCGCUGCCUGGAUCCUGCUCUCACCAUCGCCGCCAGCCUGGCCUUCAAGAGUCCAUUUGUGUCACCUUGGGAUAAACGAGAAGAGGCUAAUGAGAAGAAGUUGGGUUUCUCUUUGGCGAACAGUGACCAUCUAGCUUUGCUGCAGGCGUACAAGGGUUGGUGUAACGCAGCACAGGGUGGCUCUAAGGCUGGCUACCAGUACUGCAGAGAGAACUUCCUCUCCAUCCGGGGCUUACAGGAGAUAGCGUGUCUUAAAAGGCAAUUUGCCGAGCUCCUGUCUGACAUUGGCUUUGUGAAGGAUGGACUGAAAGCCAGGGUCAUUGAGAAAAUGAGCUCAAAGGGAGGUGAUGGGGUGCUGGAGGCCACAGGCUAUGAGGCCAACCUGAACUCUGAUAACACAAAGUUGAUGUCUGCCAUGUUGUGCGCAGCCCUCUACCCUAAUGUUGUCCAGGUGAGAUCUCCUCAGGGGAAGUAUAAGCUCACUAGUAAAGGGGCUGUGAAGAUGCAGCCCAAAGCAGAAGAACUGCGCUUCAUGACCAAGAGUGACGGAGCCGUCCACAUACACCCUUCCUCUGUCAACUUCUCCGUGCGUCACUAUGACAGCCCAUACCUGGUGUACCACGAGAAAGUGAAGACCAGUCGAGUGUUUAUCCGUGACUGCAGCAUGGUGUGCGUAUAUCCCAUGGUUCUGCUCGGUGGGGGGCGAGUGAGCGUGGACCUGCAGCGUGGAGAGUUCAUUAUCUCUCUGGACGAUGGAUGGAUCAAAUUUGCUGCUGCGUCUCAUGAGGUUGCUGAGUUGGUAAAAGAGCUUCGCUGGGAGCUGGAUCAGCUCUUAGAGGAGAAGAUCAAAAACCCCAGCAUUGAUCUGAUCAGCUGUCCUCGAGGAUCUCGCAUCAUACACACAAUAGUGUCACUCAUCUCGACACAGUAACACACAUUCAUCCAAUACACAGAUUGUCUGUUUACACAUCCUAACAAAAGCCUUAUGCCAUUUUGUUGAAUUGUGUGGAGGCACUUAAUACAUUUUCAUUUUGGUUUCAUUUUUUUUUUUUUCAAAGAAUAAAUGAAUGUACAUUGAUAUUGUGUGAUUUCACACAAAUAGCCCAUGAAUGCCGGAGUCCAUAUUGGACUGCUUUAAUGCAAAAUUACUAUUAGCACUAACAGCAGGCCUGUGCAUGAAUUUUAAAUGUAUGGCAUGAGGUACAGUAUAUGUGAGUAUGUGUUGUCAAAGAAAAAGACAUUAUGGUGUGUUGAAUGAUCAACUUCUAUGAUGAUGUGAUGAGGAAAUCUGUCAUAUGUUGCCAAAUCAAAUGUAUUUAAAAAUAAAAUGACAUAUUAGAUGUGUCGAGAUACUUAUUUAAAAAUAAA
Messenger RNA from Pimephales promelas (fathead minnow), 4107 nucleotides. NCBI's taxonomy places the organism in Eukaryota, Metazoa, Chordata, Actinopteri, Cypriniformes, Leuciscidae. The record is from RefSeq and is a predicted model, not a curated record.